Penicillium macrosclerotiorum is the source of this 1344-nucleotide messenger RNA. RefSeq lists its product as uncharacterized. Bases 1 to 1344 code for a protein of 447 amino acids. The record is from RefSeq and is a predicted model, not a curated record. NCBI's taxonomy places the organism in Eukaryota, Fungi, Ascomycota, Eurotiomycetes, Eurotiales, Aspergillaceae. The transcript has a single exon.
AUGGCUCUCGAGGAAACGAGAACGGGCGUAUAUGAGCGGCCCUUCGACACGCUCGAAAAAUUCCAUCUGACUGUUGCUUCAACUGGGGCAGCUUCCUCAAAGGAGGACUGGAUUGUCGGCAGCGUCGUCAAGCUCAGUAUCAAACCUGAAAUCGUUGACUUGAGAGGCGCCUGGAUAGCCCUCCGGCACUUGCAUCCUCGUAUCGCAGCAGUUGCCGACGAGAAAAGGGAGAACUUGCAGUACACAGUUCCGACCUCUGAAGCCUUGGAGCAGUGGCUACAGAAGACGUUCAUUGUGCAUUCGGAAGGUGAUCUGGAUGCUAGUAAGCUGCAACGCGUUUUACCUCCAACGUCUCUUUUCAAACUUCACUAUGUACCCGCAUCGCGAGAGCUCCUAUUUCGCGCGUCACAUUGGCGGACAGAUGCGAUAGGCAUAAUGCUGAUCCAAGAUGCUUACCUGUCAAUUUUAUCCGCGAGCCCUCAAGAGGUUGUCUUUGAUGGAUCUGAAAUAUCCCGCAUCGCGCCUACCAUGGAUGAGCUGCUUGCUCCAAACUUCGAGGUCACAGAAGAUGUGAAGCAGGCAACCCAGGAUGUUCUGUCCUUCGCUCUCAAUGGCCCUCAGAUUGCAUCAUUCAAGGAAGCAAAAUCCGAUAUAAUCCCAGGAGAAACAUACCGUACUAGCCGCAAAUUCUCCAAAGAAGAGACCCAGCUUAUCGUUUCUGGGGCCAAAACGCGGGGUCUGACGGUCUCAACUGCAUUGCAAUCAGCUGUGUUACUAACAGCCUCACAAAAUUCAGCUCCUUUGGACGGUCGCAUGAUAUACUUCAAUAUCUUUAAUGUUCGGAAAUACCUUCCUGCCCCUUGGAAUGGUGCUGAGGGUUCCGCGGGCCUAUACCAUACAGCCCGACUACACGGCUUCAAUCUGAAUGAUGAAAAGGAUUUUGCUUCUAUUUCCAAGGCUCUACAAUCUCAUUUCGCUAAAGACAUUCGGGAUCAUUUUCGCUCCAUGCCCUCAAUUGCCCAGUUAUAUGCAAGUAUGGUAGCUCCGCCGAUAGAGAUUGCUAAUCAAGAUCCUUUAUCGGCUCGCCUACAGUUUAGUCCAUUUGGAAUCGUCGAUGAUAAUCUUCGGGCUCGGUUCGAGGGCUCGAGGUACACAUUGGAAAUUGAAAACUGGUGGCUCGACGUCCAAACUAUCAAGAAGGGCCUGCUUACUUUCGUUUGGACUCGUGAUGGGGAGUUACACAUCUCUCAAAACUAUAAUGAGGCCUUUUAUGAGCAUCAGUUUGUUGAGCGGUUCAUAGAGGAGUGGAAAUCAUGUAUUGAGAAGGAAUUCAUCAACCCAUAG